UUAAAACACCGGCAUACCGACGGCGGUACGUGCUAUACCUACGUACGGUUUCCAUUUGUGUCCGCCCCUGUCAAUUACGUACUGGACUUGCUUGGUGGUGAUGGACAUGGGUGGCAGCCCGAGAAAGCAGCACGGCGGCGUCGGCGGCAGCCACUCGGCCUCGUUCCUCCUCGGGGCUCUCCUCCCCACGAUCCUGCUCUUCUUCCUCGCCUCCGACCGGGUCGGCGAGCGGCUGGCCAGCAUCUCCAGCUUGGGCAACAACGAUGGAUCAUCAGCUGCUCAUCAGCAGACGACCCACGCUAACCACACGGGCACGGAGGAGAGGCUGUUCCCGGGGCUGGCGGAGCUGCUGCCGAGGGUGGCCACGGACGACGGGACGGUGAUCAUCACGUCGGUGAACGAGGCGUGGUCGCGGCCGGGCUCCCUCCUCGACCUCUUCCGCGAGGGGUUCAAGAACGGGGAGGGCAUCGCGCACCUCCUCAGCCACACCCUCAUCGUCGCCGUCGACGCCGGCGCGCUGGCGCACUGCGAGGCCGUGCACCCGCACUGCUACCUCCUCGAGGUCACCGCCGCCGACGUCAGCUCCGCCAACCGCUUCAUGACCAAGAGCUACCUGGAGCUCGUGUGGGCCAAGCUGGAGCUCCAGCAGCGCGUCCUCCAGCUCGGCUACAGCUACCUCUUCACCGACGUCGACAUCAUGUGGCUGCGCAACCCGUUCCGGCACAUCAGCCUCUACGCGGACAUGGCCGUCUCCACCGACCGGUUCAACGGCGACGCCGAGGCCCUGACCAACGCGCCCAACACGGGCUUCUACUACGUCAGGUCCACCAACCGCACGGUGGAGAUGCUGCGGCGGUGGCGGGCGGCGAGGUCGCGGUUCCCGCCGACCCACGACCAGGCGGUGUUCGACGAGAUCAAGGGCGAGCUGGCUGCCGGCGAGCUACGGAUCAGGUUCGUGUUCCUGGAGACGGCGCUCUUCGACGGCUUCUGCCAGCUCCACGGCGAGAUGGACCGGGUGUGCACCAUGCACGCCAACUGCUGCAUCGGGCUCGAGAACAAGGUGCACGACCUCAGGAACGUCGCCGCCGACUGGAAGAACUACACGAGCAUGGCGCCGCCGGAGAGGACGGGCGGCGGGCGUAGGUGGACGGCCCCCGCCCAGUGCGAGGCGUCCAUGAGGCAGCGCUGACCAAGUCCGGCCGUGUGCAUGCAUGCACCGACGGUAAAGCAGUAGAGUACUGCAAAUCAGCCCUGUAAAUCUCAAAUGACUAGAAAAUCGAUCAAUUUUUUUGUGGGAUUUGACUAGAUCUAAAAUUUAAUGAGGAUGUGCAAAAGGACUUGUCUCAA
Molecule: messenger RNA, 1347 nt
Organism: Hordeum vulgare subsp. vulgare (domesticated barley)
Lineage: Eukaryota; Viridiplantae; Streptophyta; Magnoliopsida; Poales; Poaceae
Exons: 1
Coding region: 101-1189 (362 amino acids)
Source: RefSeq, a predicted model, not a curated record